Molecule: messenger RNA, 2547 nt
Organism: Symbiodinium sp. CCMP2592
Lineage: Eukaryota; Dinophyceae; Suessiales; Symbiodiniaceae
Source: the annotation of a GenBank genome assembly
AUGGUCGAGCAUCCGGCGGUGAUUACCGUCACGAGACGACCUGAAGCGGCGUCGCAUGUCAUCGCGUCAGAAGAACUGCUCGCUCAGCACGGUGUGGAGUUGCAUCAGACCGAUCGGGGUGGCGAUGUCACCUAUCACGGUCCUGGGCAGCUCGUGUGCUAUCCGAUCAUCGAUCUCAACGCGGUGAAAGUCCGGAUUCAUGAGUACAUCCGUUUGCUCGAAGCCGCGGUCAUCGGGACCUUGGCGGAGUAUGACAUUGUCGGAUCGACCGAUCCCGAUGCGACUGGGGUGUGGAUUGAUCCCAAGGACAACCCACAGCAUCACUUCGAGAGCGAUCAAUCCGCGAAGGUCUGCGCGAUCGGGGUGCGUGUUCGCAAGUGGAUCACGCUGCACGGGCUCGCGAUCAAUCUGAGCACCAAUAUGGAUCACUACAAGCUCAUUGUCCCAUGUGGUCUUGCAGGACGCCCUGUAGUCUCGAUUCAGCAGAUUUUGGGAGAUCGUGAACCGGUAGAAAUCAGCAUGACUCAAUCCAAUCCCUUUCGUACACACCUAUCCCGCUUCCUGAUCGUUUCAAGCGUUGUGCUGUUCGGCGCGAGCUUUCAAGCACCGGCUUGGUCGAGCACGCCUGAGACUGCACGCGAGAUGAGAAAGCAGCGUGCUCAGCGGAACCUCGAAGAGAACAAGAAGAAUCUGCAGCGCAAAGCACGCGAGGCUGAGCUUCCAGAGAUGGACGCACUGAUCAUCGAGGAAUACACACGCAUGAUCGAGUACAUCGGUGAUGCGCAGCGUGAGGGGAGAGCGCCGGGAACACAGGGGAUCAAGGACGCGGCGAACUAUAUCGAGAACGAACUCAAGCAGAUUGGAUUGCAGCCGGCAUUCAGUGAGACCGAGACCACUGAAGACGGCGUGGAGAUUGUCACCAAGAACGCGAGCUUUCGACAAGCGGUCCCGAUCGGGUACUCGCUCAGCGCCAAAGUUCAAUCCAUGUCGGUCAACGGCGAUGAUUUAAUCGCGGAUCACGAGUUCGCACCACUUGCGUAUUCGGGAUCGACCGAUGCGGAGGGCGAGGUGGUGUUCACGGGGUAUGCCGUGGUCUCUGGACCUGAUGGGUAUCUUGGGUUUGACUCCAACGAGAACCUCGAAGGCAAGAUCGCGAUGUGCCUCAAGUACGAGCCGAUGGAUGAGCAGGGGAACUCGCUCUGGAGAGACGACGGAUGGUCUCAUCACUCACGAUUGACCUACAAGAUCAGCGCGCUCGAACGGCGCGGAGCUGAAGCGGUGCUCAUUGUUUCGGUUGAUGAAGCAAACGACAACAACGCGGGGAUUCUCGAUUCCAUCGGAUCGACCUCACCACCAGCGGGUGUGCGGCGCGGAAAUCGCGGCGGUCCAAAGUUUGAUAUUCCUGUGCUCUCGAUCACUUCAGAAGUGGCGCAAGAGAUCCUCGAUCGAGGAGGUUUGCAGCUCGACGAGUUGAUCGCACGGGCAAACAAAGAAGGCGUCGUUGAGGAGAUCGAUGGAUCAGCUGUUGAAGUGAGCGUCGAGAUCGAACGCACACCUACUUACACAGACAAUGUCGGUGCCGUGCUUGAAGGCAGGGGCGAACUCGCGGACGAGUACAUCGUCAUCGGGGCUCACUACGACCAUGUCGGAUACGGACACUUCGGAUCACGCGGCGGACACACCGGGAUCAUCCAUCCAGGCGCCGAUGACAACGCGUCGGGAACCUCAGGGGUCAUCCUCGCGGCGAAGCGUUUGAGCGAACGCUACGCGCAGCUUGCUCCGGAUCAAGACGCACGCUCGGUGCUGUUCUUGCUCUUUACCGCAGAGGAAUCGGGACUCAACGGCUCGCGUUUUUAUGUCAACAAUCCGAUCGCUGGGAUUGAUCAGCACACGAUUAUGCUCAAUAUGGACAUGAUCGGAAGACUCGAAUCCGAUCCACUGGAGAUCGGAGGGUUCGAGUCCAGCAAGGAACUCGAUGCGCUCGCGACUUAUCACCUCGACAACUCAGGAAUGGUGUACGACCGGAACACUUCUGUCGGGAAUGGUCGAUCUGAUCACGCGAACUUUGAGAACAAGGACAUCCCGAAUAUGUUCUUCUUCACUGGGUUGCAUGACGAUUACCACACUCCAGACGACACGCUCGACAAGAUCGACAUUGAAGGUGCGGCAAGGAUCGCGAUGACGGUUUCGGACAUCGCUUUUGGAGCCGCGAUGACGAGCGAGCCAUUCCUUCAUACGCGUGAUACUGGGACCAGGUCAGACGAGGAGCAGGGGAACUCGCAACCCAAGGUCAGGAUCGGGAUCAUCCCGGCGGACCACACCAAGGGCGGUUUGCUGAUUCAGCGUGUCUUCGACGAGACCUCCGCGAGCGAGGCGGGGCUCAUGCAAUAUGAUCGCGUCACGCACUGGAACGGCGAGCGGAUCAAGUCGGUUGAGUCGUGGUCACCUGUGCUUCUUGAGCAUGAGCCGGGCGAUGUGGUGAAGCUGACGGUGGAUCGAGGUGGGGAUGUGAUCGAGGUCGAGAUGACGCUCAAGGGCAUCGAGUAA